Messenger RNA from Colletotrichum navitas, 1983 nucleotides. RefSeq names its product methyl-CpG binding domain-containing protein 4. Gene Ontology annotation, cellular component: nucleus. The transcript is spliced from 2 exons. Gene Ontology annotation, biological process: DNA repair. The record is from RefSeq and is a predicted model, not a curated record. Gene Ontology annotation, molecular function: DNA binding; catalytic activity. The coding region runs from base 1 to 1752 and encodes 583 amino acids. NCBI's taxonomy places the organism in Eukaryota, Fungi, Ascomycota, Sordariomycetes, Glomerellales, Glomerellaceae.
AUGGCGCCAGCUGACGACAUCUUCGUCGGUUUCGACGUUUCCGACGACGACAAGCCCUUCCUCCUCAGCGUCCUUCGCGCCCCCGGCACACCCUUGGACGAGAAGCUAGCCAUCUACGACCUCGGCCUCCUCAGUGGAUACGAGGACUGGAACCUGAUGCUGGAGAGUGCGGCUGCAAUGAAGGACAGGGACCUAGCUCGCUCGCCGCUUGAUGCACGAGAUAUUCUGGCUUACAUCCCUCGAGUCAAAGAAGCCACGCUAGCCGCGGCGAAGCUGCGCCAGGGUUGGGCGGCCACUGACCAGUCCAUCAAGAAUCUGACUGCACUGCUGCGUGUUCAUCGACCAGGCCACGCUGUCGAGCCCCAGCCUCCGUGUCCGUCUCUGCCCACCACCAUCAAAAGGGAGCGAGCUAUCAAGCGAGAGGUCGCUGCUCUCAAGCGCAGACGGGAGGAUGACGGAAAUGACGAAGAUGACGAUGACAACGACACCGAGCCGACGCACCGAGCCAAGCGGCCCAGAACCGCUCCCAAGUCAUCCACGUCUCACUAUUUCGCCGAUGAGCAAUUGCCACGCACCAACAACCCCGAACAGCAAACAGCUACUCCAUCGCCUGCUGACACGACCCAUAUCGUCACCCCAACACUCAUUCACAACGGCAUAGCCACGCCCAAUCCUACGCCCCGCAAGCAAUCCCAAGAAAAUGAAGCUUUCAAGGAAGGCACCACCAAUAUGCGAGGCACACUCCGUGCCAACGACCGGCCCGCAGACAGCCGGGGGUCUUCGGGCGGAGAGGCCAUCCUGGCCAUCCCCGUGCAGCAGCCCAUCGCCGACGAACUCGUCCGAAUUAUUGUCCCCAGAGGAGCUGAGACGGGUCAAGUCGGAGAAGUAGCUCCGCCGGAGCCUUCGCCGAGACGGAAGACGGCCGUCAAGUCACCAUUCUUCGGCCAGCCGCAAUCAAAGUCGUCGCCCCGAUCAAAACGCGUGGGUGGCCUUGUAUCCACGAUCCCGUUCCCGCCUCUGUCAGCCCCGCGCUUUGGCUUGAUUCAGGAAGAGUUUGCUCAUGAACCUUUUUGGCUGCUUGUGGUUGUGACUUUCCUUGUCAAGACAGCCGGGACGCUGGCAAUCCCUGCGUUUUACAAGGUCAAGGACCGCUUUCCGACACCAACCGCUUUGGCUGACGCAGAGGCGACUAAUACAGUCGUAAGCAUGAUCCGUCACUUGGGUCUUUCGAUUGUGCGAACAGCGGCGAUACAGCGAUAUGCCCGAUUGUGGCUUGGGCAGCCACCGACAGCAGGCACUGUUUAUAGAGUGAAGAAUUACGACAAAAGAGAGGCGGAACUAGACACACUGAGGCCCGGCGUUGAUGAGGAUUCUCUUGGGCUUACUGCCGGACGCAGCGGAGAAGCCGGCGAGGCGUGGGAGAUGGGCCACUUUACGCAAGGCAAAUACGCGCUCGACAGCUGGCGCAUCUUCUGCCGUGACGAGCUCUUGGGGCGGGCCGAGGACUGGAACGGCAAAGGCGCCGCCCCCAACUUCCAGCCCGAGUGGAUGAGAGUACGACCGGACGACAAGGAGCUCCGGGCGUGUCUACGGUGGAUGUGGAUGCGCGAAGGCUGGGAAUGGGAUCCCGUAACGGGCGAAAAGACGGUUCUCCGGGACGAAAUGCGAAGAGCUGCGAACGAAGGACGGGUGGGUUACGAUGAUACUGGCGGGCUGGUGAUUCUCGAGGAGCCGCGGUCAGGGUCUGGUUGAGGGCUUUUUUUCUCUCUCUGAGGGUUGUACAAGGAUCUCUUUAUGAUAGGUUCAGCCGAGGCUGGAUAUGAAGUUUUUGUUGAUACCCGCACCACGGAACGGUGCACUACGCACAAACAGCAUUAGAUAUUAGAUGCGAAGGCGUCGAUAGACGGGCUGCUAAAGCAUUUUCGAGCAGCUCUGGAAGACAACAGCAUAUGUCCGAGAAGGAGGCGCACAUAAAAGGUGACA